AUGGCUGGCACCGAAGGGACGUCGCUGGCCCAGCUGAUCGAGCGCGCGCCCGAGCUCGCUCUGCUGCCGCACACGCUGGAGCCGGCGCAGGGGCCGAGUCCCGCGAGCGCGCGGAAGAGGCCGCGGGGCCGGCCGCUGGGAUCGAGGAACAAGCCGAGGCCGCCGGUGGUGCUGGUGCGGGAGAGCGCGGCGGCGAUGCGGCCGGUCGUGCUGGAGCUGGCCGCCGGCUGCGACGUGGCAGGCGCGGUGGCGGCCUUCGCGCGGCGCCGCGGGGUGGGCGUGUCCGUGCUCUGCGGCCGCGGCGCGCUCGCCGCCGUCACGCUGCGUCUGUCGACCUCGCCCGAGACCUCGCGUGCGGUCCGGCUGGAGGGGCGGUUCGACGUGCUGUCGCUCUCAGGCACGGUGCUUCCUGCUGCCGUCGAGGGCGCGGGCACGCCUCCAGCACCGUUCUCGGUGUCGCUCGCGGGGGGCGACGGGCAGGUGGUCGGCGGCACGGUCGCCGGGGAGAUGACGGCCGCGGACGGAGGCGUCGUGCUGGUGGCCGCCACGUUCGUCAGCGCCGAGGUGCACCGGCUGCCCGAGGCGGAGGCCGAGGCAGUGGUCGAAGAAGCCGACGGCCGUCAGGAGCAGGAGAGGCGCCCGGCAACACCACCCCCGCCGCCUCCUCAGGCGCAGCAGAUGGUGGCGACGAGCGCCGCCGACCUGGGCCACAUCGCCGCCUACGGCGGUGUUCUUGGCUGGGCCCCCGGCGGCCAUCCGGGCCAGGUUGGGCACUACGCGCAGCAUGCCGAGCAGAUGAUGCUUUCGCCCUGGGCCCUGUUCCCGGACUCACGCGCCGCCCCGACCCAUCCUUCGAGUUCGAGCCAUCACCAUUACUUGUAGUACCAUUACCGUUCACCUUCGUUCUCCUCUUUACGUGGG
Molecule: messenger RNA, 921 nt
Organism: Hordeum vulgare subsp. vulgare (domesticated barley)
Lineage: Eukaryota; Viridiplantae; Streptophyta; Magnoliopsida; Poales; Poaceae
Product: AT-hook motif nuclear-localized protein 25-like
Exons: 1
Coding region: 1-882 (293 amino acids)
Cellular component (GO): nucleus
Molecular function (GO): minor groove of adenine-thymine-rich DNA binding; DNA-binding transcription factor activity
Source: RefSeq, a predicted model, not a curated record